Molecule: messenger RNA, 468 nt
Organism: Aspergillus terreus NIH2624
Lineage: Eukaryota; Fungi; Ascomycota; Eurotiomycetes; Eurotiales; Aspergillaceae
Product: HD domain-containing protein
Exons: 1
Coding region: 1-468 (155 amino acids)
Cellular component (GO): cytoplasm
Molecular function (GO): 5'-deoxynucleotidase activity
Source: RefSeq, a predicted model, not a curated record
AUGCUGGCCCCGCCGACGCUGGCCGCGCGCCUCAACCUCCCCCACUGCAUGAAGAUGGCCCUCAUCCACGACAUGGCCGAGUCGCUCGUCGGCGACAUCACCCCCGUCGAUCCGGUGUCCAAGGUCGAGAAGGCGCGGCGCGAGGCCGACGUGAUGGACUACAUCGCGAAGAACCUGCUCGGUGGCGUGCCCGGCGGCAUGCUGACCGGCCAGGAGAUCCUGAACGUGUUCCAGGAGUACGAGGAGAACAAGACGCUGGAGGCGCAGUUCGUGCAUGAUAUCGACAAGAUGGAGCUUCUCCUGCAGAUGGUGGAGUACGAGCGCGCCAAUUCCGUCGAUUUGUCCGAGUUUUGCCAUGUCGCGGGUCGCGUCCAGCUGCCUGAGGUGAAGGAAUGGGCUGCGACGGUGCUGCAGGAGCGGGAGGCGUUCUGGAAAAAGAAGACCGAGGAGAAGGAGGCAAAUGCAUGA